AAACGCAGGAAUCUGACAACUUUACUGACUCAAUUGAACUAAGCUGAUUCAGUUUAGUGGGUUUUUUCUCGGAAACUAUGAAGCUUCGAUUUCCUUUGUUUUUUUUUAAAAAAUUUUUUAUAUAAUAAAUUUGUGGAAAUGGGUUGGUUCAAAAUCUAGUAUUUAUUUGUGUACUUUGUGAUUGAUGCUUACAUAGUAAUUUGGAGUUUGCUAUGAGCUGACUGUUCUUUUGGUUAAUAGUUUGGAGUUGCAAGAUAUUGAUAGAUACAAUGUCAAUGGGUGAUGAGCCACUGUACCCAAUAGCUGUUCUGAUAGAUGAGCUUAAGAAUGAUGACAUUCAACUUCGGUUGAAUUCUAUUCGGAGGCUGUUAACAAUUGCACGUGCUCUUGGGGAGGAGCGGACGCGCAAGGAAUUAAUUCCAUUUCUGAGCGAAAACAACGAUGACGAUGAUGAAGUGCUUCUUGCUAUGGCAGAAGAGUUGGGUGUGUUUAUUCCUUAUGUUGGCGGAGUGGAGCAUGCACAUGUUUUGCUCCCGCCUUUGGAAACUCUUUGCACUGUUGAGGAAACCUGUGUGAGGGACAAAGCUGUUGAGUCAUUGUGUAGAAUUGGAUCUCAGAUGAGGGAGAGUGAUUUGGUUGACUGGUUUAUUCCACUGGUCAAGAGACUGGCAGCAGGUGAAUGGUUUACAGCCCGAGUCUCUGCUUGUGGACUAUUUCAUAUUGCUUACCCUAGUGCCUCAGAGAUGUUAAAGACAGAAUUACGGUCAAUAUACAGCCAGUUGUGUCAGGAUGACAUGCCUAUGGUGAGGAGGUCUGCUGCAACAAACUUGGGGAAGUUUGCUGCAACUGUUGAACCUGCUCAUCUCAAGACUGACGUCAUGUCAAUAUUUGAGGAUCUUACACAGGAUGCUAUUUAAUAUCAGCGAGGAAGUAGUAAUUGAUGCUACAAAUAAAGGAAAUGUAGGACGAUUGAUCAACUAUUCUAUAAGUUUCUAUUUUAGAAAUUAAUACAGAAUUUUGUUUAUUUAUUGGCUAACAAGCUUCUAAUGACAUGAGUGUUUUUUCCUGAUAAAUUCUUUUUUUAUUGGCAACAGGGUUAGCUGCUCCAGCUGUAAGCUUGAAAUUAAUUAU
Molecule: messenger RNA, 1131 nt
Organism: Camellia sinensis
Lineage: Eukaryota; Viridiplantae; Streptophyta; Magnoliopsida; Ericales; Theaceae
Source: RefSeq, a predicted model, not a curated record